UUCCAGAUCACCUAUAAAAGGCUGUCCCUCUCUAAGCCUUAAUUUCCCUCUGUUAAUCCAUCCGUCUCCCUGUCCACUCUCUGAAUUUUCUGCGUACGGCUACCGGCGGACGCCAUUUUCUUUAUAAUCAGUUUCUCGAAGCGUUUACGAACGUCAAAUCGGAAGGUUUGGAGUUUUUGAAAGUAAAUUAAUGGAGAAUACAGAAAAUAUUUGCUUGGAUUUAAUCCCAGCCAAGGCAAAUACCAUCCCACUGCCACCUCCAUUGCCCAAAUCUGCAAUCAGUAGUCAUCUGCAGAAGGGUUGGGUCUCAAGUGAAUCCUUAGAAAGAGGAUACAGCUGCGUCUCCACUGCAACAAGAGACCUCUGGGACGGCCUCUUUGACGAAGCUUAUGGAGCAGAUGUUUCUAUUCAUACGGAUCAUGGUGGCAUUGUGUAUGCACAUGCCUAUAUCCUCGGCAUGGCUUCUCCUGUGAUAAAAGGCAUAUUAAAGCAAUCAAAAAAGUCUGGUAGGAAGCGAUCGAUUUCGAUCCGUGGAGUUCCACCUGAUGCCGUUAAAGUAUUCGUUAGAUACCUGUACUCUUGCAGAUACGAGAAAGAACAAAUGGAGGAAUUUGUAUUGCCCCUGCUGGUGCUGUCACAUGUAUAUGUGGUUCCUCAGUUGAAGAAAGAGUGUGAGAGGCAACUGGGUCGUGAUUUGCUGACACUUGAAAAUGUAGUAGACGUUUUUCAACUUGCAUUGCUGUGUGAUGCUCCCCGUCUCAGCCUUCUUUGCCACCGUAUGAUCCUAAAAAACUUCAAAGCUGUUUCUUCCACCGACUCGUGGCAAGCAAUGCAGCAAAGCCACCCAGUACUCGAAAAGGAACUUCUUGGAUCAGUGAUCGACGAAGACAAUAGGCAAAAGAAAAGAGUGAAGAGAAUGAACGAAAGGAAGGUCUAUUUGGAACUAUUUGAGGCAAUGGAGGCUCUUGUUCAUAUAUGUAGAGAUGGUUGUCGCACAAUCGGCCCACACAACAAAGACUUCAAGGCGAACCAGCCGCCAUGUAAAUAUGCAGCCUGCAAGGGGCUGGAAUUGCUUAUCCGCCACUUUGCUGGCUGCAAAUUAAGAGCCCCUGGUGGCUGUACCCAGUGCAAGAGAAUGUGGCAACUCUUGGAAUUGCACUCUCAUCUUUGUGCAGAUUCUGAUCUCUGUAGAGUCCCUUUGUGCAGGAAUUUCAAGGACAGGACUAGGAAACAGGGCAGGAAAGAUGAAAUAAAAUGGAAACUGUUAGUAAAAAAGAUUCUGAGGACAAAGGGAGUAGCAAGAGCACCAUUCUUUUUGACGAUAGAUACCAUAUACGUAUGAGGGCGAAACAAAACUCGUAUGUUUUUGUAUAAUCAAAUUCAAUCUGUAAAUUUUUUUUAUUCAACAGCAUCAUUCUUUGUGUACAUUACAGAUCAAGAAAUGAAAUCAAAAUUUACUUCGUACUGUUUAGAGACCAAAAGGCGUUCUAAAACUAGCCAAGUUGGUGUGAAAUGCUACGAACCCAACUGGAGCCCAACUUUGGAAAUGGGUUCCAUUUUAGUUGAAGCCACAAACAGGAAGACAGAUGAAUGGGCCAUGUAAGUUGGUUUUAAAAACAACAUUUUUUAAAAAGGAAUGAACAAUGAGGGAAUUGGCAAUAAUUAUUAAACAGCAAAGCGAAAGGGGAAGAGGGCAUGAUGGAAAGUUGAAAAA
Messenger RNA from Cucurbita pepo subsp. pepo (vegetable marrow), 1714 nucleotides. RefSeq names its product BTB and TAZ domain protein 4 (gene BT4). The record is from RefSeq and is a predicted model, not a curated record. Lineage: Eukaryota; Viridiplantae; Streptophyta; Magnoliopsida; Cucurbitales; Cucurbitaceae. Gene Ontology annotation, molecular function: protein binding.